This is a messenger RNA of Linum tenue, 387 nucleotides long. The record is from the annotation of a GenBank genome assembly. Lineage: Eukaryota; Viridiplantae; Streptophyta; Magnoliopsida; Malpighiales; Linaceae.
AUGAGGCCACAUUUCGCAACCAUAUUACUACUGGUCGCCUUUCUCCUGGCGAUCCCCGUCACCAAAUCAUCUUCGCCGCCGGGGAGAUGGGUCGAGAUAACGAAUCUGAAAGACAAGCACGUGGUAGAAGUAGCGGAGUUUGCUGUGAGGGCGUCCAACGGCGAUUACUUCAUCCCCGAAAAACAGUUGAGGCUCUCCUCGGUUGACGCCGGCGGGUACUGGGAGGAUUUUGGUACCACCGGCGGCAGUAAUAGACGGUACCGACUAGUCGUGAGUGUUAUAAACGUAACGCGAAAUAUUAACGUGGGUCGGUUCCUGGCGGUUGUUGACGAGAGGCAGUCCCAAGAUAAGAAGCUGGUCUCGUUUACGCCUUUGUACGGUCAGUGA